This is a messenger RNA of Musa acuminata AAA Group (dessert banana), 1638 nucleotides long. RefSeq names its product lysophospholipid acyltransferase LPEAT1-like. The coding region runs from base 88 to 1482 and encodes 464 amino acids. Gene Ontology annotation, cellular component: endoplasmic reticulum. The transcript has 9 exons. Gene Ontology annotation, biological process: phospholipid metabolic process. NCBI's taxonomy places the organism in Eukaryota, Viridiplantae, Streptophyta, Magnoliopsida, Zingiberales, Musaceae. Gene Ontology annotation, molecular function: lysophosphatidylethanolamine acyltransferase activity. The record is from RefSeq and is a predicted model, not a curated record.
UCGGCCCGCGAAGUCAUCGUCCACCGGACCUUUAUCGAUCUGUCGUCAUGGCUUGUUUUUCUUGGAUCGACGCUUAGGGUUAGGGUUAUGGUUAUGGUUUCUGCAAUGGCGUCCGAACUCAAUAGCCUCACCGGAGCCAACGGAACCCGCGAAGACACCGUCAGCGUCUCCCCUGAACGCGGCGCCACGCUGAAGGACGAGCAGCCGCUCCUCAAGUCCGACCCCCCCGCAGCAAGCCCAACGGCCGAGAGCAUUGAGGAGUUGGAGCGAAAGUACGCACCGUAUGUGCGGAGGGACGCGUACGGGACGAUGGGGCGAGGCGAGAUCCCCGCGACGGAGAAGGUGAUGCUGGGGAUCGCGGCGGUGACGCUGGUCCCGAUCCGCUUGGUGCUUGGGAUGUUGAUAUUGAUGAUUUACUACCUGAUAUGCCGGAUUUGCACGCUGUUCUCCGCUCCGCAUGAGGAGGAUGGGCAGGAGGACUACGCCCAUAUGGGUGGGUGGAGGAGGGAGGUGGUGGUCCGAUGCGGGAGAUUCUGUUCUAGGGCAAUGCUCUUUACGUUUGGUUUUUAUUGGAUCAAAGAGACUCACAGGAGCAUUGGAAACGAGGAUGGCUGCAGAGAUCAGGCUGAUGAAUCGGAAAGACCAGGUGCAGUUGUGUCUAAUCAUAUUUCAUAUGUGGAUAUUCUCUAUCAUAUGUCAUCAUCCUUUCCAAGUUUUGUUGCAAAGAGAUCAGUAGCUAAGCUUCCCCUAGUUGGUCUCAUCAGCAAGUGCCUUGGUUGUGUCUAUGUUCAACGAGAGUCUAAAUCCUCCGAUUUUAAAGGUGUUUCAGGUGUGGUGACAGAAAGAAUCCAAGAGGCCCAUGAAAAUAAGCUUUGCCCAAUGAUGUUGCUCUUUCCAGAGGGAACAACAACGAAUGGUGAUUAUCUUCUUCCAUUUAAGUCUGGUGCCUUUCUAGCAAAAGUGCCAGUCCUUCCAGUUAUUCUAAGAUAUCCUUACUGCAGAUUCAGUCCAGCAUGGGAUUCCAUAUCAGGGGUACGCCAUGUUUUCUUGCUUCUUUGUCAGUUUGUGAAUCACAUUGAGGUCAUCUGGCUGCCUGUUUACUACCCUUCUGAGCAAGAAAAGGAGGAUCCCAAACUCUAUGCUAACAAUGUUAGGAAAUUAAUGGCUACCGAGGGUAAUCUAACACUUUCAGAUAUCGGGCUUGCUGAGAAACGAAUCUAUCAUGCUGUGCUGAAUGAUGUGAAACCUGAAACUUGUUCGUCUGAACCAUUGUUGAACCUCAUAAUCUUUAGUGAAGCUUAUGUGAAACUAGUCCACAGUUGGUUGUGGUUGAUCGACUCGAACAGAUUAUAUGUAAUUUGUCGUUCUUCUGAACCAUUGUUGAACCUCGUUAUCUUUAGUGAAGCUUAUGUGAAACUAGUCCAGAGUUGGUUGUGGAUGAUCGACUCAAACAUGUUAUAUGUAAUUUGUCAAAGCUUUUAGCCGUGAUGUGCAUGAAUAGAUUUGUGGCGUAGAUUUAUAGUAUUAGUUGGGAGCAUGAACAGCAAUCUCAUUGCUUGCAACCUAGGUCAGCUUGUUUUAGAUGAAAUUCCUGAUGUAUUAAGUAUAUAUCAAUUGGUGUGCCUAUUGUAUCGCUCA